CAAAGCUGGAAAAUUAUAGCCUCCAAUGUUGAAGCUUCGCGCUGCCAAAGAUGCCCGAUCCGUGCAGGGUUCCCAUGCAUCUCUACGUGCUAUAAAUACAGACCGUCUCCUCAAUCCAAUCCAGAAACCACAAGCAGUAGUACCAGCAAGCAAACCACAUCACCGGUUCCAGCUUUCAGAUACAUACAGGUCUUCGAUUUUUUCCGCAGAGAUGGGUGACGCCAAGUCGUCGUGGCCGGAGCUGCUGGGGGCGCCGUCCGAGGUGGCGAAGCAGAAGAUCCUCAGUGACCGCCCGGACGUGCGCGUGUUCGUGGUGCCCGUCGGCAACAACGUCACCGGCGACUUCAACGACAAGCGCGUCCGCGUCUUCGUCAACACCCGCGGCGACGUCGCCAGGGUCCCCAACAUCGGCUAGGACGGUCACGCUCCAUUACGCAUGUAAUAUAUGCUAGUGUGCUCGGCAUGCAUGCAUCGUCAUGGUUCAUGUUAGCCAAGAUUAUUAUGUAUUGUACGCGUACGCACCUAUAUGUUCAUCAUUAUGUUGUAUCUCCAUUGCAAUAAAGUUCAUUGAUUGUGGCCA
This is a messenger RNA of Triticum urartu, 580 nucleotides long. NCBI's taxonomy places the organism in Eukaryota, Viridiplantae, Streptophyta, Magnoliopsida, Poales, Poaceae. The record is from RefSeq and is a predicted model, not a curated record.